Molecule: messenger RNA, 471 nt
Organism: Daldinia childiae
Lineage: Eukaryota; Fungi; Ascomycota; Sordariomycetes; Xylariales; Hypoxylaceae
Product: Eukaryotic translation initiation factor 1A
Exons: 3
Coding region: 1-471 (156 amino acids)
Biological process (GO): translational initiation
Cellular component (GO): cytoplasm
Molecular function (GO): translation initiation factor activity; RNA binding
Source: RefSeq, a predicted model, not a curated record
AUGCCUAAGAACAAGGGAAAGGGAGGUAAGAAUCGUCGUCGUGGAAAGAACGAGAACGACAACGAAAAGCGCGAGUUAACCUUCAAAGAGGAGGGACAAGAAUACGCUCAGGUAGUCAAGAUGCUUGGCAACGGUCGUCUCGAGGCGCAGUGCUUUGAUGGCGCAAAGCGACUAGCACAUAUCCGUGGCAAACUGCGCAAAAAAGUUUGGAUCAACAACGGUGACAUCAUCCUACUCUCCCUACGAGACUACCAGGACGAGAAAGGCGACGUUAUCCUCAAGUACUCAGCGGAUGAGGCCCGUUCCCUAAAAGCCUAUGGCGAACUACCCGAGAGUGCCAAGAUCAACGAAACAGAUACCUACGGCCCCAACGACGAGGGCGAUUGCGGCUUCGAGUUCGACGAGGACCGCGAUUCCGAAUCCGACGAAGUAGGUGCUGGCGGCAAGGAGGUCGACAUUGACGACAUCUAG